This is a messenger RNA of Hevea brasiliensis (rubber tree), 3279 nucleotides long. Its product is annotated as putative E3 ubiquitin-protein ligase LIN-2. Bases 105 to 2993 code for a protein of 962 amino acids. Lineage: Eukaryota; Viridiplantae; Streptophyta; Magnoliopsida; Malpighiales; Euphorbiaceae. The record is from RefSeq and is a predicted model, not a curated record. The transcript is spliced from 7 exons.
UUCUAUAGCUGUCCUCUAUUGUCCAUUACUGGCUUUCAAAGAAUGUCAGGGAAGCUUUAGACACUCACUUCUUUGCUCCAAAACCAAACCCAGUUCCCUAAGAAAUGACUUCUUUACAUCAAUUGCUCUCUGACGAAGGUUUUCAGCGGACAAGUUUCUCGAAAACUAGGAAACAAGCACUCAAGCAUAGAGAAGAAUCUGUAAAAUUGCCUAAAUAUUUUUGCCAUGAUCAGAAAAGCCUUGAUUCUUUCAAGAACAAUACUAAGCAGGCAUCUACUCGAAAAGGGUCUUCAAUAUUUUCGUCGAAAAGAAUGAGUUCAGAUUCGGAGAUGAACAAGUUCAAGCCAUUGUUUAAGGGAGAUGAACCUGCAAUGGAUGAAGCAACUGUUAGAGCUGUAAUAUCUAUGCUUGGUGGCUAUAUAGGCAGGUAUGAAAAAGAUUUGAGUUUCAGGAAGAUGAUUAGAGACAAGUGCAACUCUUGCUUGGUGAGAAGAAGAAAGGAUUCAGAUGAUGGGAUUUUUGCAAAUAUGGAGCUGGGAAUUGAGAGCAUUGAGAAGUUGGUUGAAGAUCAAGUGACAAGGAAGGAAUUAAGAAUGAAGUCAUUGAGAAAUUCAAUUCAGCUAUUGAGUACUGUUGCUUCAGUGAACUCUAAAAAAUCAGGAAAUGGUUCAACCUGUGGUAUUCCCAAUUCCCAUAUCUCAGCUUGUGCUCAGUUGUAUCUAUCUAUAGUCUACAAGCUUGAGAAGAAUGAUAGGAUAUCAGCAAGGCAUCUACUUCAGGUGUUCAGCGAUUCACCUUUUUUAGCAAGGACACACUUGCUUCCUGAUCUUUGGGAGCAUUUCUUUCUUCCUCAUCUUCUCCAUAUUAAGAUUUGGUAUCAUAAGGAACUAGAGAAGCUCUCAGACUCUUCAAAUGUUGAUAAGGAAAAGAGAAUCAAAGUGUUGAGCAAGGCUUAUAAUGACCAGAUUGAUGUGGGAACAUUUCAAUUUGCUCUGUACUAUAGAGAGUGGCUCAAAGUUGGGGGCAAAGCUCCUUCAAUCCCUGCUGUGCCUUUGCCAUCUAGGCCUAGUCAUGCACCAUCAAGAAGGAAAUCAUCAGAUUCUUAUAGUUCACGUUCCUCCAGCAGCAGAAAUUUAUACCAAGCCGUAUUUGGUCCCACAAGUGAGCACCGAUCUGUGGAGCUCCCUUGUCAGGAUAGAGAUUCAAUGGAUGCUUGGGAUCCAAAGGAAGAAAAAAUGUGCAUAGAUGGUGGGUAUAACAGUUGCAAUUAUGCUACUAAUAAGACGACGACUCAUCGGAGGUCAUCGGGCCUAAACUAUAUAAUUUCGAGAAAUGAAUUGCGGGCUGAGACACAGAAAUCAGACUACUUCAGUUUCUUUUCUUGCCAGAGUAUAGUAUCAGAAUGCUUGGUGAAUAGCAAUCAUAUAGUGAGGAGUAACUCAAUCAAGAACCUUGAGAAUACCCAUCUUCCAUUAAGUGAUCUAAGUAGAGCUAUUUCUACCAUUUGCUCCUCAGGCAGUCUAAAUGACUGUGAAAUUGCUAUCAGAGUUAUUACCAAAGCUUGGCUAGACUCACAUGAUAAUCCCGUUAUCGAAAAUGUUUUAUCAAGAGAACCUGUGAUCGAGGGAAUACUUGAGGUCUUGUUCGCUUCUGAUGACGAUGAAAUUCUUGAAUUAGCUAUAUCAAUUCUAGCUGAGUUCAUUUCCAGAAAUGAGACGAACAGACUAAUAGUACUCAACUCUGAUCCACAGCUUGAAAUCUUCAUGAGACUUCUUAAAAGUAGCAGUUUGUUUCUUAAGGCUGCUGUUCUGCUUUAUCAGUUGAAGCCAAAGGCUAAACAAAUGAUAUCUGUUGAGUGGGUGACACUAAUACUUCGAGUUUUAGAGUUUGGUGACCAAUUGCAGACCUUAUUUACUGUAAGAUGUAUUCCUCAAAAGGCAGCAAUGUACUUCCUGGAAGAACUUUUAAUGGGUUUCAGUGAAGAUAGGAACUUAGAGAAUGCAAGUCACCUUGUGUCCCUAGGUGGAUUGAGCUUGCUGGUAAGGACAUUUGAGAAAGGAGACAUUGAUGAGAAGAAUAAUGCAGCUAUGCUUAUGAACUGCUGCAUUCAAGCAGAUGGUAGUUGUAGGAAUUACUUGGUUGACACUUUAAACAAGUCUGCUCUCCUUGAGCUCAUUGCCCAUGGAAUCCAGAAGAAAGCUACGGGAUUUGCUCUUGCUUUACUAACUGAGUUACUAUGCCUUAGUAGCAGAAGGACACAGAUCAUAAAAUUAUUAACUGAGCUUAAUAAUGGAUGGAGUGGCUUGAACACCAUGCAUAUAUUCCUAGUCUAUCUUGAGAGGGCUUCACCAGAAGAACAACCUUUAGUCGCAGGAAUUCUCUUACAGCUUGAUCUUCUGGGAGAUCCUCUAAAGUCCAGCCUAUAUAGGGAAGAUGCAGUUGAGGCAAUUAUAAGAGCUUUGGAUUGCCAAAAUUGUAACUCAAAAGUUCAAGAACAGUCUACAAGAGCUCUCUUGAUGUUGGGAGGCUAUUUUUCACACAUAAGAGAGGCAAAAGCAGAAGAAUGGCUUUUAGAACAAGCAGGUUUCCAUGAGAGAUCAGUGGAUUCAUUUUUCUGCAAGGAAGUAAUUGAUGGGAACUUGCAAGAAGAUGAAAAGGAAAUGGAAGAUUGGCAAAGAAAAGUAGCAAUUGUCUUGCUCAACACUGGUGGCAAGAGAUUCUUGGAAGCACUUUCCAAUUGCAUAGCCAAUGCCACCCCAAAUUUAGCACAAUCAAGCCUCUUUACUGUUGCAUGGAUGAACAGAGUUUUGCAUUCUGUAGGAGAUGCAACAUUUGUUGCAGAACUACCAGAAUCCUCAAAUUUUGACAGAGCUCUUCAUGGAAGGAUAGAUACUUCUGUUUUAUUGAAGCAUCAUGUAAAGAGUUCAGAAUGCAUUUCUAUGCUUUCAUCAUUGGAUAAAGAGUUGAUAGACCCCAUUCGAAAUUCUUCAUGAAGAAUUGGAGAAAUCAAAUACUAGAGGCUAGAAAAUUUUACUUGUUGAGCAAAUCAUCAAUGCUCAUCAGUGAGUGGAAGGAUUAGAGUACUCAUCCAGAGGUGUGUGAUAUAUCUGUUGUUCUUUUCUCUUCCUUUUUACUCUUUUAAUUUAUGUUACAAUCUUUGUGUAUGAUAAUGAAUGUAUGCAUACUGCAAAAUUCUAGUUUGAGGUCCUCUUCUUUCCUAGUAGAAUUUGUAAAGAGAAGCAUAUCUCAAUGAAAUAGAUGAUAUUCUUUGAAUAACAA